AGUUAAAACCUUAUUCCCUUUUGCUGUAACAGCAGCCUCAAGAACUGCUCCAUCCUCUCCUCUGCUUUGCAAGCCAAACUCCCCCCCUUCCAACUUCGAUUUAGACGAAGAGAAGCAAAGAUGUCGACGGCGCACUUCGUUUGGGACACUGAAGGAGACGUGCAGGACGUGCGUAGAAAGUGACAACCGUUGGCACACACGCGCUGUGAGAACCCGAUGAUUACGGCACCGUUGAAACUGCUACUGUUUUUUUUUUUUUUUGCUGUUUGCUUGUUGUUUUUUUUUUUUUGGUGAUUUAGGCUAGUGGGUUUGAUGUAAUUGGGCUUUAGGCUAAUGUAAUUGGGUUACAAUUUGGGCUUGGGUUAAUUGAGUUUAGUAAUGGACUUCUAAUUUUAAAUUUGGAUCUCUAAAGCUUUAGGCUAAUUGGGCCGUGUAAAGGAUUUUGGGCCCUGGGCAAUAAUUGGGUAUUACAGUGAUCAAAUGCAAUUCUUUGGAUUCUACAUGAAAAUUUAGAUGAUUUUGUAGUGUCUAGUGUCACGGGCCAAAGUACAAAGCCCGUGACCAUGGCACAAGAUGGGCCCCAUGGAGGUCGAUCGAUUAGAUGAGAAUUAUUUAGCUCACGGGAACUGGCCCGAUUCUAAGAACUGUUGGAGAAGCUUGUUAGGUUGAAGCCUGGUUGACCCGAUGAUGGAGAUAUGUCAACAUAGGCUAUUUUUAGUAAGUAGAGGAAUCAUAUCUUGUAGAUUUGAUAUGAUAUGAUCUAAUCUUGUAAAUCUCAAAAUUAAGAGAUAGGUUAAUCUCGUUUGUCGAUGUAAUUAGAUCUUAACUGUCGAUUUUGGAGGAGCUCAACUAUAAAUAGAGAGAGUAUUCCUCAAUCACUUUGUUUGCAUUCUCUAAAGGAAUCCUCACUUUUGGGAGUAAAUGUUGACUUAGGUGAGUCCCGUGACACUAGAAUGAUGAUAAUUUAAUUCUUGUUAUUUUAUAAAGAUUAAACGGUGAAAACUAUAACGCAUGGUAAGUGUAGACCAAGACAAGCAUGGAAGGCCCAGGAAUUGUAUUUUUGGGGUGGGCCAGAUGAGUUGGCAAUUUUACCCAAAUAAAUUUCCUGAAAAUUAAUAUUCCCUGCCCUUCAGUAGAAAUUGUGUUUCGUCGAGAGAGAAUAACAGAGGGAAAGCUUAAGCAAUGGCGGCCGAGGAGGACAGCGGAGAGUUUUACCUCCGCUACUACGUGGGCCACAAAGGGAAAUUCGGGCACGAGUUUUUGGAGUUCGAGUUCAGGCCAGAUGGGAAGCUCCGAUACGCUAACAACUCCAACUACAAAAACGACACCAUGAUCCGCAAAGAGGUCUUCCUCACUCCUGCCGUUCUUAAGGAAUGCCGCCGCAUCAUCGCCGAGAGCGAGAUAAUGAAGGAAGAUGAUAACAAUUGGCCAGAACCAGACCGUGUUGGGCGGCAAGAGCUUGAGAUAGUGAUGGGGAAUGAGCACAUCUCUUUCACAACUUCAAAGAUUGGGUCCCUUGUUGAUGUUCAGAGCAGUAAGGAUCCUGAAGGUCUUCGCAUAUUUUAUUAUCUGGUUCAGGAUUUGAAGUGCUUUGUAUUCUCUCUUAUCUCACUCCACUUCAAGAUCAAGCCUAUUUGAAGAAUGAAUGAUGAUAUUGAAAUCCUCCACUAUAGAGGGGAGAGAGGUGUGUCUGUCACAAUUGGCGUUUCUGCUUUUGAUAUAAAGCUUUAUUUUCCAUUUCCUUUUGUUCUCUUGAAUUGAUGAGCUAAGUCUGUGUAUGGUUUGGUUGUGUGAGUAUUUUUUUGGAAUUACAUAAUGUCACUCUGUUUCUGUUAUGAAAGCUUUUAUGAUUGUGCA
Molecule: messenger RNA, 1857 nt
Organism: Gossypium raimondii (Peruvian cotton)
Lineage: Eukaryota; Viridiplantae; Streptophyta; Magnoliopsida; Malvales; Malvaceae
Product: protein mago nashi homolog
Exons: 4
Coding region: 1183-1638 (151 amino acids)
Biological process (GO): RNA splicing
Cellular component (GO): exon-exon junction complex; nucleus
Source: RefSeq, a predicted model, not a curated record